This is a messenger RNA of Leishmania mexicana MHOM/GT/2001/U1103, 1815 nucleotides long. RefSeq lists its product as hypothetical. Gene Ontology annotation, molecular function: single-stranded DNA binding. Gene Ontology annotation, cellular component: RNA polymerase III complex. The coding region runs from base 1 to 1815 and encodes 604 amino acids. The transcript has a single exon. The record is from RefSeq and is a predicted model, not a curated record. NCBI's taxonomy places the organism in Eukaryota, Euglenozoa, Kinetoplastea, Trypanosomatida, Trypanosomatidae.
AUGCCGCUCUUCUGCGUCGGCGAUGUGACCACUCGCCCAUCGGAGGUGUGCGAGGACCUCGCAGCGAAGCCCAUCGCAGCACACCACCAACUCAUCAUCUCUACCGUCACCCACCAGCUAGGCCCGUUGGCCGGCGCUAUCUGCCGCAUCCUCAUCCAGUCAGGGCCAAUGUCGUUGAAGGACAUCAGCGAUGCCGUCCAUCGCGAUGAGGAGGUGCGCGCCGUCGCCGCUGCUGCCGCCAACCGUGCUUCUGCCACCGGAGAAAAGACGACAGCGGUGCCGCCUACCCAUCAAGUCGGUUCUAGUUUCCAUGUCCACCUUGGCGACAUUACUUGUGUCAACGACGUUAUUCACGAGGUGGCGGUGAAGGAGCUCGUGACGCGGCUAGUGGUGCAUCGUCUCAUCCACGCAGACCCGGCCACGCACCUAUACGAGAUACGCUACGGCAGCGCUAUCCUUCUGCGCGUGCUGUUCCCGCUCCUUCUCCAUUGCGCACGUCAGCAGUACGGCGAGGCAGCCAAGUGCGUGCUGCUCGUAGUCUACCAGCUGGGCGUCGUACCGCCGCGCGCCGCAGUGCAGGUGGCGCUGAGCCGCACCCCCAGCAUUACCCGAGACGCGAUCGAGUACGCGGUUGUUCGCAUGGUCGAGGAUGGGUGGCUGGUGCCGGUGCACAACUCACCCACCGCUGCACCCGGUGCUGCCACAGCGGCGAAUGCGGCACGGCUGGCUGACCUGGCCCCCUCGCACCCGGGCGGCAAUGCCGAUUUGUGGAACGCCGCGACACCGUACUGUGUGGGCCUCGAGGCCGCCCUGCAUUACCUCUUCAAUGACGCAAUCGAGCAGGCCGUUGCUGAGCGCUAUGCAGACGGACGACUUGCCCUCACCUUGGUGCGCGUGCUGCGGCGCCGUGUAGCACCGAACUCAGGGUACACCGAGGCUGUUGCCUCCUUCCAGGAGCUGGCGGCGGAGCUGCCGACCACUGCGGGUGUGCGCCGCGAUCGCAGUGGCGAGCCGCUGAUGGGCACCGACAACGUGCCGAGUAGCUCCGUGGAGGCGCUGCAGCGCUGCCUGCAGCGUUUGUGCCAGCCCAUCGUCUUUUAUAGCUGCGACGCCGCUGCACCCAUGACGUCAGUCGCCGGCAUCUCCCCAAGCUUCACGACGAUGCCGUCGACGCGAGCGCUCUUGGUGAAGCCGCACAGCCAGAGCAACUUCUACGCGAUAGACCAUGUCACCGCUGUGCACCUGCUGCAGGAGACUGUGUGCGAGCGGGUCGUGUACAGUCGCUACGGCGUACUUGGUGUGCGCAUCAUGAAGCUGCUGCUGCAGCACCACUUCCUUGAGGAGCGGACGCUGGCGGAGCAGUCCGUCGCCACGUACGUCAAGGUUCGCGAGGUAUUGCACCAGAUGUUCAAGGAUGGCUUCCUGCUUCAGCAAGAAGUGCCACGUACCUCGGCACUCGUCGAAAGGCCCGCCAAGGCCAGUGUGUACCUCUGGGGGCUGAGCUGGAGCGCGACGCUGCUGCCUGUGGUGCGCGAGCGGCUCGCGAAAACGCUGACGAUUGCAUGGGAGAAACUGCGUGAGGCGCAGCAGCAGGCGUCUGCCGUCGCAAAACCUGCGGCCGGCGUCCACCCCACACCCGCGGCUGGCAGCGGCAUCAACAGCAGUGCCGCUCACGCCGAGGAGAUCGAGGCGCAGUGGAAGUAUGGCAUGUCUCGCAACAUUCAGCAGGUACUGCAGGCCCAACGCGCUGUGACAGGGCUGCAGAGCUGCGUCAUGUCACUCAUGCGACUGUUGCUGAUCGUUGAUUUUUUUUAA